Molecule: messenger RNA, 3361 nt
Organism: Lates calcarifer (barramundi perch)
Lineage: Eukaryota; Metazoa; Chordata; Actinopteri; Centropomidae
Gene: aco2
Product: aconitase 2, mitochondrial
Biological process (GO): tricarboxylic acid cycle
Cellular component (GO): mitochondrion; cytosol
Molecular function (GO): aconitate hydratase activity; 4 iron, 4 sulfur cluster binding
Source: RefSeq, a predicted model, not a curated record
UUGUCAGUGAACAAAAUGGCAACCUACUGUCUGACUGUCGCCAGGCUUCAGCUGGCCCUGGGCCAUGGUGCACGGCGCCUGCAUGUAUCAGCAGCUUACAGAGCAAAGGCCAAAGUGUCCAUGAGCCGGUUUGAACACUCUUUCAUCAACUACGAGAAGCUCCAAUCCAACGUUGACAUUGUGCGAAAAAGGCUCAAUCGGCCACUCACGCUGUCAGAGAAGAUCGUUUAUGGCCACCUCGAUGACCCCCACAACCAGGAUAUCGACCGCGGUCGCACCUACCUUCGGCUGCACCCUGACCGCGUGGCCAUGCAGGACGCCACCGCCCAGAUGGCCAUGCUCCAGUUCAUCAGCAGCGGCCUGCCGAAAGUGGCCGUUCCCUCCACCAUCCACUGUGAUCACCUGAUCGAGGCCCAGACUGGAGGAGUGAAGGAUCUGGCCAGGGCAAAGGAAGUCAACCAAGAGGUUUACAACUUCCUGUCCAGCGCUGGGGCAAAAUAUGGAGUCGGCUUCUGGAAACCAGGCUCUGGGAUUAUCCAUCAGAUCAUCCUAGAGAACUAUGCCUACCCAGGGGUGAUGCUAAUUGGCACAGAUUCCCACACACCAAACGGUGGUGGGCUUGGUGCCAUCUGCAUCGGAGUUGGAGGAGCUGAUGCUGUAGAUGUCAUGGCAGGAAUUCCAUGGGAGCUCAAGUGUCCCAAGGUGAUUGGAGUGAAGCUGACAGGCACCCUCUCUGGCUGGACGUCUCCUAAAGAUGUCAUCUUGAAGGUGGCCGGCAUCCUGACAGUGAAGGGAGGAACCGGAGCCAUUGUGGAAUACCAUGGACCAGGAGUCGACUCCAUUUCCUGCACUGGAAUGGCCACCAUUUGCAACAUGGGAGCAGAAAUUGGAGCCACGACCUCAGUUUUCCCCUACAACCACCGUAUGAGGACUUACCUGGAGAAGACUGGACGUGGACAGAUCGCUGCCCUGGCUGAUGAAUACUCAGACCUGUUGGUACCGGACGAAGGCUGCGAGUACGAUCAGAUCAUCGAACUCAAUCUGGACGAGCUGAAGCCACACAUCAACGGACCGUUCACCCCUGACCUGGCUCACCCAGUGUCUGAAGUAGGUGCUGUUGCAGAGAAGAACGGCUGGCCGCUGGAGGUCAAAGUUGGUCUGAUCGGCAGCUGUACCAACUCCAGCUACGAGGACAUGGGCCGCGCUGCAUCUGUGGCCAAGCAGGCUUUGGACAAAGGCCUGAAGUGCAAAGCUCAGUUCACGGUCACUCCCGGCUCAGAGCAGAUCCGUGCCACCAUCGAGAGAGAUGGAUACUCCAAGGUCCUUGGAGACGUUGGAGGUGUGGUCCUGGCAAACGCGUGUGGGCCCUGCAUUGGGCAGUGGGACAGGCGUGAUGUGAAAAAGGGAGAGAAGAACACAAUCGUCACCUCCUUCAACAGAAACUUCACUGCCAGGAAUGAUGCCAACCCUGCAACACAUGCCUUUGUUACCUCCCCUGAGAUCGUCACUGCCCUCGCCAUCGCCGGCACAUUAAACUUCAACCCAGAGACAGACUACCUUACAGCCCCUAAUGGUGAGAAGUUCAAGCUCGAGCCCCCCAACGGAGACGAACUCCCUGCCAGAGACUUUGACCCAGGUCAGGACACCUACCAGCACCCACCAGCUGACGGCAGCAGCCUUAAAGUGGACGUCAGCCCUCAGAGCAACCGCCUGCAGCUGCUGGAGCCCUUUGACAAAUGGAGCGGAAGCGACCUGGAGGACAUGCGGGUCCUCAUUAAGGUGAAGGGCAAAUGCACCACAGACCACAUCAGCGCCGCCGGGCCCUGGCUGAAGUUCCGCGGCCACCUCGACAACAUCUCCAACAACAUGCUGAUCGGCGCCGUCAACAGCGAGAACGAUGCCAUCAACAAGAUCAAAAACCACCUGACGGGAGAGUACGGAGGCGUCCCUGAUGUCGCCCGUCACUACAAGGCCAACGGUGUGUCGUGGGUUGUGGUUGGAGACGACAACUACGGCGAGGGCUCCAGCAGGGAGCACGCAGCGCUGGAGCCCAGGCAUCUGGGAGGAAGAGCCAUCAUUGUCAAGAGCUUUGCCAGAAUUCACGAAACUAACCUGAAGAAGCAGGGUCUGCUCCCUCUGACUUUCAGCAACCCAUCAGACUACGACAAGAUCCGCCCUGAUGACAAGAUCUCCAUCAAGGGACUCAAGACCUUCGCUCCGGGAAAGCCUCUGACCGCAGUCGUGAAGCACAGCGACGGCAGCGUGGACACCUUGGAGCUCAACCACAGCUUCAACGAGACGCAGAUCGAAUGGUUCCAGGCAGGCUCCGCCCUUAACAGGAUGAAGUCACUGCAACACUGAGGAAGAGGAGUUAGGAGGGAAAAUGUGGAGGAGGAGGAUUUUCAGGGGGGAAACAGGGUGGUGAGGAUUGUGGGGAAGAAGGGGGAUGAAGAAUGUUGACGACUGCUCCAUCAUCUGAUCAUAUGGCACAAAACUGCCAUUCAUUUCAAUAAUCAUCCGCUCAAACGCCUCCAGUCUGCCUGUCUGCUCCCUAGUGGCCAGGAAGGAGGCGCUGCAGCUAGCUACCUUCAUCUCAGUGCAGACUUUGAAAGCAGCACCAAAUGAGUCAGUCUGAAAUGUAUUCUGGGAAACGUAGGAAAUCACAUAAAAGUGGAUUCAGCAUAAAUUUAAACAAAGCUAACAGAGCAUAACUUGUAGCAUUGAACACCACAGAUUAUUUACUGUAUGACUGAGACUAUAUUACAGUAUGUUUUCAGACAGUCAGUGUUACAAAAAUAAUACUACUGUGUAAGAAGACAGUAACCUACCCUCUUCUUCCCUGACAUCGUCCUUACCUGCCCUCCUGAUCAAUCCUAACCUCUUUACAAGGUCAAACACAUCCUAAGAUUUUUCCCCAUUGUUAAUUUAUUUAUGCUUUUUUUUCCUGCAGAAGGUUCAGAUCCUGCAUUUUCUUCACGCACAGGGUCGACUUGGACUCAUGUUCCUCUUUCAUCCUAUACUUUCAGUGACCUUCUUUCUGGGGUAACGUCACUUUUUGUGUUACCUUUACCUCAUCUCAUGGGAGAUCAGUACAACACAUCAGAAACAAGAUUUAUUUAUUUUUUUUUUUUUAACCCUCAUGUGUACCUUCACUUCCCUGGUCUCUGCAAACAAAGUAUGCAUCAACAAGUGAAUCAAAUGAAGGUUGAAACCACUUCAUUCUUCUACCCCACUCUGUGUAAAGUGUCUGGUUCCAUGUACAUUUAAGUGUUUGUGUUUUUCUUCUCCCAGAUUAUCUUUUCUGUAUUACAGAAAUGCCAAUGGGUUGUAAAAUAAAAAGCCACAGAUCUUCAUUUAUGUA